Patella vulgata (common limpet) is the source of this 8168-nucleotide messenger RNA. RefSeq names its product roundabout homolog 1. The record is from RefSeq and is a predicted model, not a curated record. The transcript is spliced from 28 exons. Bases 436 to 4803 code for a protein of 1455 amino acids. Gene Ontology annotation, biological process: dendrite self-avoidance; axon guidance; homophilic cell-cell adhesion. NCBI's taxonomy places the organism in Eukaryota, Metazoa, Mollusca, Gastropoda, Patellidae. Gene Ontology annotation, cellular component: plasma membrane; axon. Gene Ontology annotation, molecular function: cell-cell adhesion mediator activity.
ACAGCCAGAGUGUGAAUUUUACAGUUGCUGUGUGUUUUUAGUGUUAUGUUGUUUCUUUUGGAUUGCGUUUACUAUGGAUUAUUUACAAAGGAUCAAUAUAAAUAAAGACAUCAAUUGUUAGCUGACUUUGCCACACUGAGGAUAAACUUAUGGAAUUUAUUUGCAUUUAAGUGUUUUAAUCAUGAUAUAGCCUAGUAUUAAUGGAUACUUUCUUGUGUUUCGCCAUUUUUCACCAUUGACGGCAUUGAACACCAGUCUAUGGAAUAUUGCGUUGAAAGGCUUUGAAUCCUCUUAUCAUGAGGAAUCAUUGCUUUCAAUAGCCUACAUAAUCUUUACACGGAUAUCGGAGGGAGAAUAAGGAAUAUUGAGUGUUUAUUAAUGUGGAGUAUUUAUUUGUGUGUUUUACUAGAAAUUUGUAGCUAGUAAUGUGGAGUAAUGGCCUACAAACACAUAAUAUAUUUACCAUAUUAUUGUGGUGUAUUUAUCUGUGUCUUCAGUAUACUAACAUAUCAAGUUUGGGCAUCAAAUCCUGAAAUAAUUGAGCAUCCACAAGACGACUAUGUUGCAAAAAAUGAACCUGCAACUUUAAACUGCAAAGCUGAAGGAGACCCAACACCCAAAAUUACUUGGUAUCUAAAUGGAAAACCUGUAAUAACUUCUCCAGAAAACCCUUCCUCACAUCGUAUGCUUCUUCCAAGUGGACAGUUAUUCUUUUUACGCAUCAUCCACAAUAAAAAUUCUAAACCUGAUGUUGGAGUCUAUUAUUGUAAUGCCACAAAUAUUCAUGGUUCAGCAAUAAGUCGAAAUGCAACUUUAGAAAUAGCUGUCUUAAGAGAUGAAUUUAGGGAAGAACCUACAGAUGUUACUGUGGCAACUGGAAAAACGGCAACCUUUAACUGUAAACCACCAAAAGGUGAACCUGAACCAGAUAUAUUGUGGCAUAAAAAUUAUGAUCCUAUUCAAGACGAUGGUCGGUUAACUGUUACCAAUGGUAAUUUGAUCAUUCAGUCAGUUCAGGUAUCCGAUGUUGGAGAGUAUACCUGCUUAGCAAUAAAUAAGGGUGGGGAAAAGGAAAGUCAGCCUGCCAAACUGACUGUUUUAGAAAAGCCAAAAUUUAGCCAUAUGCCAAGUGACGAAGUUGCAAAUGAACAAGAUAUAGUGGAAUUAAAGUGUCAGGCAACAGGAGAUCCAAAACCAACACUAGAAUGGAGAAAGGAGGAUGGUAGAAUACCAUAUGGAAGAGCUAGACAGUUAAAUGAUGGAACAUUAAGAAUAGAGAAAGUUGAAGCAAGCGAUGAUGGAACAUAUGUUUGUGUUGCUGAAAAUGAUGCUGGAACUGUAGAAGCUGUAGGAAAAUUAAUUGUCAACACACACCCCUCAUUUCAAGUGAGACCAGAGAAUCAAGUUGUAGGACGUGGUAGAACAGUUACAUUACAAUGUGUUGUAACAGGAAACCCAACCCCCACUGUAUUUUGGAGUAAAGGUACAGAACAGAAUCUUAUGUUCCCAAAUCAAGAAAAUGGAAGAUUUUCUGUGGCUGAAGAUGGAACAUUUCGUGUUGAACGAGUCAGAUUUGAUGAUGCUGGUGAAUACGUAUGUCAAGCUCUAAAUGUGAUAGGAAGUGAUAAAGCAUCUGCUACCAUUGAAGUUCGAGAGCAAGAUUCUAGACCACCCCCCAUUAUCAAGAUCGGUCCACAAAAUCAAACUUUACCUUCUAAAGAGGUUGCCUGGUUACCAUGUGAAGCUAUUGGUGACCCACAGCCAACGAUUAGAUGGUACAUGAGCGGAAGACCAAUUGUAACCAAUGAUCAUAGAAUUACUGUUUUGGAUUCAGGGACAUUACAAAUAUCUGAUGUUAGAGUUGCUGACAGUGCUACUUAUACAUGUAAAGCUGUUAGUGAAACUGGUGAGACAACAUGGAGUUCCUCUUUAGCAGUUACAAGUCAAGGUCCUUAUCAUAGAGUAAAGAAAACAUCCACAUUGCCAGGAGCACCAUCUAAACCUAUUAUUACAGAUGUGACAGAUACAUCUGUUCAUUUAACAUGGCAACCAAACAGAAAUCAUGGUGAUUCACCAGUUUUUGAAUUUAUUGUGGAAUAUUUCAGUCAUGAAACACCUGAGGGUUGGAAGAUUGCUUCUAGUUCUGUAACAAGAGAAAGUAUUACUGUUAGAAAUUUGUUGCCCAGUACCCACUAUGUGUUUGUGAUUCGUGCAAGGAAUUCACAUGGUAUAGGUCUUCCUAGUGAUGUAUCGGAUAUCAUUGUUACUAGAGAGAGACGGAAACCCCAUUCUCGUGUUAAUUUAACCCGGAAAGAAAUAGAAGAAAAACUAGAUGGCAUGGUUAUUGAGGUAUUAAAAGGAGAAUCACUGAAUUCUACUGCAAUUAAAGUGACCUGGAGGCCUCUGAAAGGAUUUGAUGCUAUGGAUGGUUAUAUUAUUAAAUAUAAACAAAUCAAAGAUCUGCGUAAAAUGAAAUAUGGAAGCACAGAAAGCCAAAGAAUAUAUGAUCCUCAUAUUACUUCAUACACGCUUUCUGGUUUACAUAGUUAUGCAUGGUAUGAGAUCUGUGUGCAAGCAUUUGGUGGCGAUGUAAAGUCUGUCUGUAGUGAUAAAAUUAAAGUUCCAACCAAAGAAUCAAUUCCAACGUCUCCACCUGAAAAUAUCAUGAUUGAUAAACAAGAUAAUAAUGCUAUACAGGUCAGAUGGUCACAGCCAAAUAGAGAACAUAGAAAUGGCAAUAUCAUAGCUUAUGAAAUUUAUUGUAUGGAUAAUGAUAAGAAACAUAACUGUAGCUUGCGUGCUAAUGGAACAACAUAUGGUAUUCACAUAAAAAAUAUUGAUAGUGAAACAACCUAUCGCAUUAAAAUUGCUGCACGCACAAAUUCUGGAGUUGGUGCAUGGAGUAAGAUGUUUAUUAUCGGUCCUGAACAACCAAACAUAAUGAAAGAACCAUGGUUUAUUGGGAUGCUAAUCAGUACAAUUGGUGGUACUCUUUGGCUAGCACUCUGUGUAUUCAGUAUAUGGCUUUGCCGAAAACGUAAAAAUCGUAAGAAAUUGGCACAGAAUGGAAUGUACAGUGCUGUUCCGGUACAUAAAACAGAGGAGUCAUCCAGAAGUGUAGCAGAUGUUGUAUAUGCCCAAAAAGAUGGUAACAUUCAUAGCAAUAUAUCAGGUUAUGGUGGUCUUCAAUCAGAUCUUGCUAGUUUACUGGAAAAUGGUUGUAAAGAUGUUGAGCUCAAAGAUCAAAAUAUAUAUAAUACAGCUGGCAUGAUACCACAGAUGAAAACAUUUUAUCAAAAACCAAACACUAUUCCUGUUUCAGUUGCACCUUAUGCUACUACUACUUUAAUAAAUACUACUGGAAUGCCAGGUCAUUCACAUCAAGGAAGUAAUCUUUCCCUUGGCAUUUAUGAAACCUGUAUGGAAAGCACAUUUCGACCUAUCAAUCAUGCAUAUGUUCACAGUAGCGGUUCAGGAGAUAGCUGUCAGAAACCUGAACUCAGAUCAAGUGACUCGCAUUCUGAUAACAGUGGACCCAAUACAAGCUGUCAUCAUGAAAAUAUGGAAAUGCUUAGUCCAGCUAGUGAUAGUGGAAGUCUAACUACAGAUGAAUAUGGUAUGCCCAUCAAACGCAAUCAGAAAGUUCCAAAACACAUGUAUCAAGGAAAACAAGGAAUGGUGAAUUGGUCUGAGUUAUUGCCACCUCCACCAGAACAUCCACCACCUAGUGAUGUAGGAUCACCUUCUGAAUCUCCAAUAAACACACUUCAAAGAUUAGAAAGACAAGCAUAUCGACAAAAUAAUGACAGAAGUCCUAUAUCACCAGUUUCUAAAAUAUCAGCUUGUUCUUGUCCUGUGCCCCAUGAUAGAAUGCCAACAAAUAUUCGUAAUGUAGCCUACUCUGACAAUGAAUUUGGAAUGCAUUCACCAAGGAUGCAUGAGUGCCGUCCAUAUUCACCUAAACAGCUCAAUUCUCGUCAAACUCGUUCACCUGUUCACGAUGGCAGAAUGUCUCCUAGUAAGAUGUAUAAUUACGAAGCAUGCCACCAUAUUGCUGAUAAAAAUGACUAUAGUAAUGUGUAUCUCCCACUAUCAUUUUACAAUGACAGUGAAAGUAGAAAUGGGGUAAUGGGAGCAUCAGUAUUUACACCAGCAGCCCUUCAAGGGUAUCAUGUAGAGUCUAACAGUAGAAUGUGUACACAGUGUUCCCAAGAUGGAGUUUCUGUGGAUAGAGCAUGCCAAUCAUCAUUGCCAAGUCUUGCAAGUGAAUGUGUACAUUCAAAUUAUCAGAGCAGAAAUGGUGAUUCUCCUGUGUCCGAGGAAAUGCCAGAUUAUUGUGAAGAGUCUGACGUAGAAGCGACUCAGCCGUAUGGUUCUAGUAUAAACGAGGAUGGCUAUUGGGUCAGCACUGAUCAAGCAAACACAAGUAGUAGUUCCUGUUCCCAGGAUUCAAGUGAUGAAUCUUUUCUCGCAGAAGCUGAUUUUGCAAGUGCUGUAGCUAAAGCAGCUGAGAUGUCUGGUUUAACAGUUGUAGGAACAACAGUUUCUGACCCGAAAAAUGUUAGGAAAUAUCGCAAACAUCAACGAGCUACUCCAAGACCAUCAAGUCCAUAUAGUACAGAUAGCAACAUGAGUGCUGUAGUUCACAAACCCUAUCCUAAGUCACAACGAAAGAAACAAUUGGCUGACCAAGCUAGAUUUCCAAAACAACAAAUUUCUGACCCACAACAAUUUUACCUCACAGCUGGAGAGAUGAUGCAAAGAGCUGCCAAUAGUUCAGAGAAAAACUUAAACAAGAAGUAGCCGAAAUAUUCUUGUUGGUUGCAAUGCAAUGUAAUAAAAAUGCUUAAUAAGUACUGAAAGAAAUGGAUAAAUAUACAAAGGUAGAAAAUAGUGACAGCCAAAAGAGUUAUAAAAUGAUUCUUGUUAUUGGAAUUACAUGUAUAUUUACCUUGAAUUUUUCUUGCCAAUAUUUCCCAUGUUUGUUUUUAUGAUUAAUUUUGUAUUAAAUCAUUUAUUCUCAUUUUUAUACGCCCACAUUUCAGUGUGAUAUACAAUAAUUAAUUAUUGUUUAUCAACUUAACUGAAUAUCAAAUGCAUCAUUUCGAUCCCAUCAAACCGUCUGUAAUUGGUUUGUGUUACCAGUUUCUAUUGAUUGGAAGUUUCUCACAUUGCAUUGUGGGAGUAUUGUGUCGUCAUCCUGUCCGUAGGCCCGUUAACAGUUGGCUUGUGAAUCUGAUAGAGGCUGCAGCUUUUGACAGAUUAUUCAAACUUGGUGUAAAUAAUCAUGAUCAUGAGAGGACAAGCCCUAAUGAUAUUCAGUGUACCGUGACUUCUGGUUUCCCAGAGUUAUUUCCCUCCCCUUGCUAAAAACCUUGUCAACACUAUACAGGCUGUAGUUUUUAUACGUCAACAUGAAAAUGUGGUUGUAUAUUGCCUUCUGCCCUGUCCGUUCGUCCUUCGUCUACAGACUACAUUUAUUAUCCAGUCUUUUUGAAAUUUAUAUUGGUGAGGUGGAGAAGCCUAUUUGUUUUCAACAGUUUAUGUUAAUUACUUCUAGAGUUAUGGCCCUUCCUUCACUUUGUUGACAAAAGUUAUCCGCCGAUCUGUGUUAAAUUAUUGAAUUUUCAUUAAUUACUUCUGUAACAACGAAAGUUAUUUGAUCUGUAUGAAAUUGAUAUGAAUCAUUUAAAUAUAUGCAACGAACAAGACUAUUGAGUUUUAACAAUUUCCUUCAAUUACUGCUAGAGUUAUAGCCCUUGAUUUACUUUGUUGAACCCUGUGAACGCAAGAUUGACAAAAGUUAUCAGCAGAUCUGUAUGAGAUUUAUAUACAUGAUUUGAAUUAGUAAAAUGAAAAAGCCCUUCGAAUAGAACCUUGUAAACCCUCAAAUAACGAAAAUUAUAAUCUGAUCUGUAUGAAAUUGUUUUGUAAAUGCCCCUAUUUGCUUACAAAAGAAUAAAUAUGCGACCGAUAUUAAUAAUGAGUAAUCCCCUGUUUGUUGAUUUUUUUUUUCAAAUUUUGUUGGAACCAUUGGGGUCUUAAGAGGAUGAACCCAAGUUAUUACAUUUAUUUAAGGAUCCUAGAUCCUUAUCAAAUUUUCUCCACAUCAAAGUUUUUCUUUCGGAUAAGCUGCAAUUGAGACACAGUUGCUGUGUGGGGCUUGGCUAUCUUGCUAACAUACGAAACCAUGUAUAUAUUUAGUUUUAAAUGGAACUGUUGAGUGAUAGUUAUUGUAAAUAGAAAAGGUUAUCGUACAGAAUUUUGUUCUGCGGACAAGUUAAGCUUUAUUCAUCCAGUGUAAAUUCAUUGAAAGGUGGUUGUAUAUUGUUGUCACCAUCGUUCUUUUGGCUGUCAUCCAAUUGACUGUAGAUUUAUACACAGUUUCUAGGUAAUGACACCAAGAUGCCUAUUGAUAAUUUUUACCCCAUGGAUACUCCAGAGGCUAAAUCUGACUUGAAAUUUAUUCAUAGUUUUUUUAAGUUCAUGAUAUGAAGAAACGUAAUGAUUUUCAUUGAUUUUCCAAUAAUUACAGAAAAAUCUUGUCAAUGUUCUGAGGCUAAUGUUAUAAUCAGAUUGACUUCCAAUUUAUACACAUUGCUCCAGUAGUUCUAUUGAUUUUUUAAUAAUAUCUGAUAAAAUGAUCAGCUAAAUUUAUCAUCUGAUUGCUGUUAGUACCAGGAAGAUCUAAUCAAUUAGGUUUUGAGUAUCUUGUAAAUGUUUUAAUUAUCUACAUACUUUGCAAACUUUAUGGACAACUUAGUUGCUGUGGGCAUGUAGUCUGUCUUAUUUAUUCCUGUAACGGCAACACCAAAAAAUGUUUUAAAAUAUCGAUUUGCAUUCAUAUUUAUUAUGUGGUUUAUGUUUGUUGAAAAAUUGUACUUAUUGAGUGCUACAAGUUCUGUCUCAUCUAAAAUAUAAGAAAAUAGAAAUAACAUGUUUGAUUUGAUGUACAUGUGAUUUUAUAUGUUUAUAUCCCAAUUCCAAUCUAGAUAAUUAGAUAUUUUUUACAUGCCACAUUGAAAUGUGGUCACCCCCAUCUGUCGAUUACAAAGGCUAAAAUUAUCAUCCAACUGACCUCAAAUUUAUAUGCUCGUGGGUUUUCUCUGUUUCCUCUACACGCAAGCAAAAUAUUGAAAUAAAAUUGAACCAUAUGUUAGUCCUGAAAUGACCUAGUUUAUGUCGAGUGGACAUUAAACUCGAUCUCUGUCUCUCAAAUUUAUAUGCAGUGUUUAAGGCCAUCAGACAAAAAAAGCACACUGAUUUUCGAGGAUUUCAAUUGAUUACAGCCAAAGUCUCCAUGUUCAUGAGACAAAGAAACUUUAUGAGGUGACAAUGAAAUUCUAAUUAUUUCUGAUAAUUCCUUCAGUUUUUAGUGUAUCAUGAAUGCUCCCAUUGCCCACUAGAGAAUGAAUAUGUGACAACCGCAGCUCGAGUGUAUGUAUCAUAGUCUGGCAACCUAUUUUGAUAUUAAUCAGCUAGUAUUCUCUAGAAUUUACAUCUUAACUAACCUAUUAUUAUCAAAUUGUAUAUAAUAAUUAAUGGAAUGAAAUCUUGUCAAUUAAAAUUUAUGACUGUGCAGUGUUGGAAAAAAAAAAUAUGUACACCAAAUGAAUAUAUUGGUUUAGUACAUUUCAAUGCAGUAUGUUUUACAGUUAUGAAUUUUUUGUGUUAAGACGUACAUAUCCGUCAUCGGUACAUGAAAUAUUUGUAUUACAUCCCAUCCCCUCCUGAAAAUUGUCUGACAACUUUGACAUUAUUAAGCAGAGGAAUAUAAAUAAGGGGCAGAUGUAAUGAUUGAAUUAUUUUUUGAUUAACUGAUAAAAAGCUAAAUGUCAUUUCUAUGAAUAGCCUAUAGAUUUGUAUUUUUCAAUUCUUGACUCCCUGUAUGUAAUAGAUAAUGUGAUAAAUUAGAUUUCAUUAUAAUUAUAUAUAUUGUUUGUGCAUAAUCCCGCCCCCACUUGUUCUAAACGCAAUAAGCAAUAUUAAUGUAUCUCAUAGAUUACAUUUUUAUAUAGAUAACUGUAAAUAAUUCAAUGUUGAUUGAUUUUGUACUUAUUUAGAUAUUUAUUCUUUGUGUGUAAGCUUGUUUGUUUUUUUGUAAAAAGCUGUUGUACAGUAAGCCAAGUGCAUAAUGUCAUAACUAAUAAAUAAAUAACCCUCCUCUU